This is a messenger RNA of Spinacia oleracea (spinach), 1078 nucleotides long. RefSeq lists its product as uncharacterized. Gene Ontology annotation, biological process: translation. Gene Ontology annotation, cellular component: ribosome. NCBI's taxonomy places the organism in Eukaryota, Viridiplantae, Streptophyta, Magnoliopsida, Caryophyllales, Amaranthaceae. The record is from RefSeq and is a predicted model, not a curated record. Gene Ontology annotation, molecular function: structural constituent of ribosome; rRNA binding. The coding region runs from base 3 to 611 and encodes 202 amino acids. The transcript is spliced from 3 exons.
UAAUGAUUCGGAUUAACCCAGCGGGUUCAACGGUUCGGGUUAGAGAUUUGACAGCCCUUAUUAUUAGGAUAUCUGAUGUUUUGCAAAUUGCGUUGCCGCUGUAUUCAUCCUUCCUCCCUUUGACAGUCUUCGCCGGAGAUUAUACGGUGCUCGGCGGCGCCAAGACAGAGAGGAAUACUACUUCCCUAUCGGCGCAGAGUCGUAAUUACCAUCACCUUUGCUGCCCGAGAGAAACAAAAAUGAACAAGAAGAAGGUUUUCCAACUUGCUAAGGGGUUUAGAGGCAGAGCAAAGAAUUGCAUAAGGAUAGCAAGAGAGAGGGUAGAGAAGGCACUUCAGUAUUCUUAUAGAGAUCGCCGCACCAAGAAGCGUGAUAUGCGCUCUCUUUGGAUUGAACGCAUCAAUGCGGGUUCCCGCCAACAUGGGGUAAAUUAUGGUAACUUCAUGUGUGGGCUGAUGAAGGAAAAUAUUCAGUUGAAUAGGAAGGUAUUGUCAGAACUGGCCAUGCACGAACCCUACAGUUUCAAGGCUCUGGUCGAUGUAUCACGCAAUGCUAAUCCAGGAAACAAAAUAGUUGAACCUAAGAAGGUAGGCCUUGCUGCUGUUCUGUGAUGGGUGGUACUGAACACCUUGCUUGUUUGUUUACUCCUUUUGAGCAACAUUUUCUUUCACCAAAAUAUUUGGCUUGAAGGCUGAAGCAUCAUUACUGCUGCAACAAGAUUUCGUCUAAUUCUUUGUUGCGUUGUUCACUCUUUCCGGGAAUUAAGAUGAAAUAGAGAACUUGCUUUUUUUUAAUGGGUAAAAAACCUCUAUCGACAUUGCAUAGUGCAGUUCUCUUCGGUGGUGAUGUUUUGGGGGCUAAAGAAUUUAGGAUCCUAAAGUUUAGUUGAGCUUGAUUAACCCAGGUCUUUUUUCCUGGUUAGUUGAUUAUCCUAGGUUUAUUUGUGUAUGAAAGUUGGAUUGCAUACUUGCAUUCAGAUUAUAAAGAAUAGGAUCAAGAUUUGAUCUCUCUAGGCACCAUUGACAAUUAACAACUUCGCAAAUGUACACUAUCAUAAGCUAUUUUUGAUUCACCUGAA